Messenger RNA from Tupaia belangeri chinensis (Chinese tree shrew), 3470 nucleotides. Its product is annotated as zinc finger protein 2 homolog. Gene Ontology annotation, molecular function: DNA-binding transcription factor activity, RNA polymerase II-specific; RNA polymerase II cis-regulatory region sequence-specific DNA binding. The transcript has 7 exons. Bases 420 to 3047 code for a protein of 875 amino acids. NCBI's taxonomy places the organism in Eukaryota, Metazoa, Chordata, Mammalia, Scandentia, Tupaiidae. Gene Ontology annotation, cellular component: PcG protein complex; chromatin; transcription regulator complex. Gene Ontology annotation, biological process: regulation of transcription by RNA polymerase II. The record is from RefSeq and is a predicted model, not a curated record.
ACGGUGGCCCUAGGCGCAGAGGGAGAGCGGGGACGGCCAGCGGGAGGGCAGGAGAAGAGCCGAAGGGGACCGGGUCGUGGCGUCCGCUCGGAGCACGCCUAUCUAACGCCCAAACUUCCCGGAACGUUUGAGAGCCGAUUCCAGGACAGCGGAGCACGGCGGGUGUGGGUGUCCGGGCUCGGGGUCCGAGUCUGCGAGCGCAGGUGGACGAGGACGGUCAGGGCCUCUGGCUGUGUUGGGGGCCGCUUGCCCAGAUGUGUAGCAGCUCCUAGCUCAAGAAGUCCCCAGUUGCAAAGCGCCACACCUGUCUCCUCCGGAGCAUUGGGAAGAAGCCAUGGCUGUCAGCCACCUGCCAGCCCCGGUCCAGGUGGUAAAUGCCUACAAUGCUCUGAGCAGUACCUGCCCUUUAGAAUAAGAGCAUGGACCCUGCUUUGAAGGGGGCAGCAUUUAUUUGGGAGGCGGUGACCUUCGGGGAUGUGGCCGUGCUCUUCACUCAGGAAGAAUGGGGACGCCUGAGCCCUGCCCAGAGGGCCCUGUACAGAGACGUGAUGCUGGAAAACUACAGCAACCUGGUCUCGCUGGGACUCUUGGGACCCAAACCAGAUGUGUUUCCGCAACUGGGAAAAGGAGAAGAACUGAUGCCGGGGGGCACUUCGGGAGGCUCCUGUCUUGACUGGAUGGCUAUGUCUGAGAGUAAGAAAUCUACUCUCCAGGCAGACACUCCUGAAGAAUUGGACCCAUGGGCCAUGAAGGGAAGACUCACUAGAGACACUCACUGGCAUGGUGCCAGCCUGUGGGAAUGGCAGCGUGGAGGCCAGGAGAUCGGUUCACAGCAGGUGUUGCACAGUCACCAGAGCAGCCCUCUGGGGGCUGGUGAACAAGAAGGUGUUGAACCUGGGAAGGGCUGCCUCCUAGGCUCAUCUCGUGUUCAAGGUCAGGAAUUUCAACCAAACAGAGAAGCCUUUGAGUGCAAUGAGUGUGGGAAAGUCUUCUUGAAGAGUGCCACCCUUAGUAAACAUCAGAAAACCCAUACUGAAAAAUGUCAUGCAAGUCAGAAAGCUCAUAUGAAAGAGAAACGAUAUGAGUGUAGAGAAUGUGGGAAAGCCUUCCACCAGAGUACACACCUGAUCCACCACCAGAGGGUUCACACUGGCGAGAAACCUUACGAGUGUAAGGACUGUGGCAAGGCCUUCUCCGUGAGCUCCUCACUUACCUACCAUCAGAAAAUCCAUACUGGAGAGAAGCCCUUUGAAUGCAAUUUAUGUGGAAAAGCUUUCAUCCGAAACAUCCACCUUGCCCACCAUCACAGAAUACAUACUGGAGAGAAACCUUUCAAAUGUAACAUCUGUGAAAAAGCCUUUGUGUGCAGGGCACAUCUUACCAAACACCAGAAUAUCCACAGUGGAGAGAAACCCUAUAAAUGUAGUGAAUGUGGGAAAGCCUUCAGUCAGAGCACGAGUUUUCUCCAGCAUCAGAGAAUUCACACUGGGGAGAAGCCCUUUGAAUGCAACGAGUGUGGGAAGGCCUUCAGGGUGAACUCUUCCCUUACUGAACACCAGAGAAUUCAUACUGGAGAGAAACCUUAUCAGUGUAAUGAGUGUGGCAAAGCCUUCAGGGAUAAUUCAUCCUUUGCACGGCAUCGGAAAAUUCACACUGGAGAAAAACCUUACCGAUGUGGUUUGUGUGAAAAAGCCUUCAGGGAUCAGUCAGCCCUAGCCCAGCAUCAGAGAAUCCAUACUGGGGAAAAACCUUACACGUGUAACACAUGUGAGAAAGCCUUCAGUGACCACUCAGCCCUUACCCAACAUAAGAGAAUUCACACCCGAGAGAAACCUUACAAAUGUAAGAUCUGUGGGAAAGCCUUUAUCCGCAGCACACACCUCACUCAGCACCAGAGGGUCCACACGGGGGAGAGACCCUACAAAUGUAAUAAAUGUGGAAAAGCUUUCAACCAGACCGCAAACCUCAUCCAGCAUCAGAGACAUCACACUGGAGAAAAAGAAGCCUUUGAGUGCAAUGAGUGUGGGAAAGUCUUCUUGAAGAGUGCCACCCUUAGUAAACAUCAGAAAACCCAUACUGAAAAAUGUCAUGCAAGUCAGAAAGCUCAUAUGAAAGAGAAACGAUAUGAGUGUAGAGAAUGUGGGAAAGCCUUCCACCAGAGUACACACCUGAUCCACCACCAGAGGGUUCACACUGGCGAGAAACCUUACGAGUGUAAGGACUGUGGCAAGGCCUUCUCCGUGAGCUCCUCACUUACCUACCAUCAGAAAAUCCAUACUGGAGAGAAGCCCUUUGAAUGCAAUUUAUGUGGAAAAGCUUUCAUCCGAAACAUCCACCUUGCCCACCAUCACAGAAUACAUACUGGAGAGAAACCUUUCAAAUGUAACAUCUGUGAAAAAGCCUUUGUGUGCAGGGCACAUCUUACCAAACACCAGAAUAUCCACAGUGGAGAGAAACCCUAUAAAUGUAGUGAAUGUGGGAAAGCCUUCAGUCAGAGCACGAGUUUUCUCCAGCAUCAGAGAAUUCACACUGGGGAGAAGCCCUUUGAAUGCAACGAGUGUGGGAAGGCCUUCAGGGUGAACUCUUCCCUUACUGAACACCAGAGAAUUCAUACUGGAGAGAAACCUUAUCAGUGUAAUGAGUGUGGCAAAGCCUUCAGGGAUAAUUCAUCCUUUGCACGGCAUCGGAAAAUUCACACUGGAGAAAAACCUUACCGAUGUGGUUUGUGUGAAAAAGCCUUCAGGGAUCAGUCAGCCCUAGCCCAGCAUCAGAGAAUCCAUACUGGGGAAAAACCUUACACGUGUAACACAUGUGAGAAAGCCUUCAGUGACCACUCAGCCCUUACCCAACAUAAGAGAAUUCACACCCGAGAGAAACCUUACAAAUGUAAGAUCUGUGGGAAAGCCUUUAUCCGCAGCACACACCUCACUCAGCACCAGAGGGUCCACACGGGGGAGAGACCCUACAAAUGUAAUAAAUGUGGAAAAGCUUUCAACCAGACCGCAAACCUCAUCCAGCAUCAGAGACAUCACACUGGAGAAAAGUGAUGUGAGCGCAGUAUACGUGCAGGGCAUUCAGACUGAGGAUGGGAGACGCCAUGCUGCAGGAAGACUGAACACGUACGUUCUUUGCUAAGACUCAAGCUUCACGGUAGCUCGGGUGAGAAUUUCAUUUAUAGGGGCUGGGAGUUUAAGAACGGCCAGUACCCCUCAUCGCCCAGUACAAAUAGCAGUCCUGUGUGCUUAGCCUGAACCAAAGUGCAAGAACCAAAAUGGAGCUUCAUCAACAUAAAAUUGGUUUAGCAAAUUUACAUUUUGACUAUUAGAAGAAAUGAUAAAGCUGUAGAAGUUAAGGAUGAGAAGCAAAGGAACAAAAUGGUGAAAUGAUCUAUAAGCAUUUCCCUCUACUAGAUUCUCUUAGACGAGAGUCCCACACACACCUUUUUUUUUUUUUUUUGUCAUGGGGCACGU